AUGGCUUCUUCACGACCCGGAGAAAGCCUGCCAAAUGGCGGCUUCCACAACGACGAAGCCAGCUCCAACCUGGACAAAGACUACGAAUUGUUAAUGCAAUACCCCGAAAAAGUUGAUUACUACAGCCUCCUCGGACUAUCGCGCAACCCGCCCCCCACAGACAGCCAGCUACAAACCGCAUACCGCAAUCUAUCCUUGAGUCUCCACCCAGACAAGCAGCCCGCGCAUUUAGUCGAGUCAGCCAACGUACAGUUCAGACUUGUGCAAGAAGCGUACAAUGUUUUGAGCGAUCCGAAGAAACGGAUUGUUUAUGAUCUAGAAGGCGAAGAGGGAGUUCAGCGUGAAUGGAGUGCAAGUGGACCGAUGGCGGCGAGGAUGGAAGUCGAAGAUGCGAGUUUGGGCCAAGUUGGCCCUAGAGCAAUGUCGCCAGCUGAGUUUCGAAAGUGGUUUAUUGCGAGGAUGAAGACGAAGGAGAAGACGGCUUUGAAUCGGUUGGUUGCUGCAAAGGCAUCCAUGUCAAUUACCGUCGACGCAUCUUCGUUAUUUUCUCCCGGUAAGGAGGAAGGUGAAGUGGUGCUCAACAUUCCACCACCAAAUAUACGCGCGAGUCGUUUUGUUCUCGGAUACUCUUUCAAGACAGCCUUACCGGAUUUUGCAGGCGCUCGGGCAUGGUUUUCCGGAAAACAUACAGACACCGAAGAAGAAUCAACUCAGGACAAUGAAAAGUCAGAAGACGAGGUCGAUUCUCCACCCGAGAUCACCUUUCAUGCCAGUGUUAGUGGUGCGAUACGGCAAACCAAGCAGGCAAUUGGGCUACCUACUCCGGAUGGAGAGACGGAAGUCAUCAAAAUUGACGGCCCGCCUGUCCUAGGCGGCGCCUCGUUCAGCCUGGCUGCCAAUAUCAGCCACAAAUUUUCAACUGCUGGAUUACAGGCAGGUCCUCGAUCUAAAUAUAGUAUGCGGUCUUUGCUCGAGGGAGCAUCAGUUGGUGGAAGCUUGACUAUUCUACCAGCUCGGGCACUUGCCCUAAAUUUCGAGAAACAAGUAUACCCAUUCCCCAACAGCAAGCCAUUCACAGUGCUCGUCAAAAGUACCAUACCAUCUAAUGUCAACAACUUCAUGCCUAAUGUAACGACAUCAAUUGUGCGGCAGUUUGGUCCUAGAAAGUUUGGCUCUCUGUCAUACUCGACUGGUUCACAACUUAUGUGGCCAUCAUUCGCGAGAGGCUUCUUAUCCCCGUUCAUGAACAUGUCGCUUGACCCAAGAUUAGAGCCUCUACUGGUCAACGACGGCUCGCUGCAGCUUCAAUAUACAUCUGUGUCAAGCCCGUCGGCUUUAGAAGUAGCCGACGAUUCCGGUCCCACAAAGUCAAAAGAAAAUGAGGUUUGGCAGUGGGGCCUUGCUGCGACCCCAGCCGGGGGUCAGUUGAGUCUGACAUACGGCCGCACGUUCUUUGCGGAUAGACUCGAGGAUGUUCCACGCUCAGAGUGGAAUCUGGAUGGCUACCAUCCAGCAAUUCCUUUACCAGACCGCCGCGGCGUACGAGUCGAGGUCGAAGCGGCCAUUGGUCUAGAUGGGGACAUGGCCUGGAGCGUGACAGCUUCUCGCAGAGUUGCCGAGUUCACUAAUAUGGGGCUUGGUGUCAGUCUACGUGAUGCGCGUGGUCUAGUUCUUGCCGUCUCAUGGCGCCGUUUGGGACAAUCCAUCAGGGUGCCCAUAUUGAUUUGCCCACUGGAUCUUGCAGACGCGGAAAUAUCCACCUUGGCCGUUAUUGUCCCCUUGCUCACCUAUAUGGGCGUCGAAUUUGGAUACAUCCGUCCGCAAGAAAGACGCCGUCGCCGCGAGGCUAUUAUCCGCAAACGAAAACAACUCAAAUCUCAAAUUGCCGCGCGCAAAAAGGAAAGUGCGCAGCAGAUUGCGUUGAUGAGUGACUUGACAAGACGACGACAGGCGCGUGAGAAGGAUCAAGGUGGACUGGUCGUGGAGAAAGCCGAAUAUGGGUAUAUGCCGCCCAAAAAUGCGAAACGUACAGAGUCCGAGGUUAUUGAUGUGACCAUCCCUGUGGCCGCGCAAGUUGAGAAGAGUCAACUGUUUAUAUCGAAGAAUACCAUUCGUUUCCAGAUAAUAGGUUUCUACGACCCAGCCCCUCUACUCCCCAAAACAUUGAAAGUAUGGUAUACCUUCCGCGGUCAACGUCAUUACGCCGAAGCCAGAGAUGGAGAAGACCUGGCAUGUCCGCGAAGAGAACACAUGCUCAUCCCUGAAGAUUUAUAA
Molecule: messenger RNA, 2274 nt
Organism: Talaromyces marneffei
Lineage: Eukaryota; Fungi; Ascomycota; Eurotiomycetes; Eurotiales; Trichocomaceae
Exons: 4
Coding region: 1-2274 (757 amino acids)
Biological process (GO): cristae formation
Source: RefSeq, a predicted model, not a curated record